AUGGCCGAGACUGAGGAAAAGGAGAAGGUGUCAGCAGAAGCCUCAGGGUUCUCGGAUUUGAGUGACUCAGAAUUUCUGGAUCUGGAGGAUACCCAAGAGUUGAGUGAUUCACUUAGCAAGCCCGGCCCUUCUUCUGAACUCACCGGGAAGGAUGGCAAGCUCAUAAGCUUUCCAAAGUGGAAAAAGGGAUUGGAUGUCUUAUCACCCAUGGAGCGAUUCCACCUUAAAUAUUUGUAUGUGACUGACCUGUCUACUCAAAACUGGUGUGAACAGCAAAUGGUAUAUGGAAAGGAACUUCCUGAUUCCUUGGAACCUGAGAAGGCAGCUAUUUUGGACACUGGUGCCAGUAUCCACCUAGCUAGAGAACUAGAACUUCAUGAUCUUGUGACUAUCUCCACCACCAGUAAAGAAGACGCGUGGGCAGUUAAGUUUCUGAAUAUGUUAUCAAUGAUUCCUACCCUGCAGUCAGAAGGGCGCAUCAGAGAGUUUCCAGUGUUCGGAGAAGUGGAGGGUGUGCUUCUUGUUGGAGUGAUUGAUGAGCUGCACUAUACACCCAAGGGGGAACUGGAACUGGUUGAACUCAAGACACGCAGACGCCCUAUGCUCCCUCUGGAUGCUCAGAAAAAAAGAGACUGUUUGCAAGUCAGCCUAUACAAAUAUAUCUUUGAUGCCAUGGUACAAGGGAAAGUGACCACUGCUAGUCUAAUCCACCACACAAAAUUGCAUCCAGAAAAGCCCCUGGGUCCUUCAGUGUUGAAGCAUGCUCAACAGGGAGGCUUCUCUGUGACAUCCUUGGGUGAUCUCAUGGAGCUGGUCAUCUUGUCUCUAACAUUGUCUGACCUUCCAGUCAUUGAUAUUCUGAAGAUUGAGUAUAUCCACCAAGAGACUGCCACUGUGCUGGGUUCAGAGAUUGUGGCCUUUGAAGAGAAGGAGCUGAGAAGCAAAGUGCAGCACUAUAUGGCUUACUGGAUGGGCCACCGAGAGCCUCAAGGGGUUGAUGUGGAGGAGGCUUGGAAAUGCCGGACAUGCAGCUAUGCAGAUAUCUGUGAGUGGAGGAAGGGUGGUGGGGUGCACAGCUCCUCGCUAGAGCCCCAAGCCAAAAAAGCCAGAUGA
Messenger RNA from Pipistrellus nathusii (Nathusius's pipistrelle), 1113 nucleotides. Lineage: Eukaryota; Metazoa; Chordata; Mammalia; Chiroptera; Vespertilionidae. The record is from the annotation of a GenBank genome assembly.